Carlito syrichta (Philippine tarsier) is the source of this 2276-nucleotide messenger RNA. It is a transcript of the gene IRAK3, whose product is annotated as interleukin 1 receptor associated kinase 3. Gene Ontology annotation, molecular function: ATP binding; protein kinase activity. Gene Ontology annotation, biological process: protein phosphorylation. Bases 144 to 1634 code for a protein of 496 amino acids. Gene Ontology annotation, cellular component: plasma membrane. The record is from RefSeq and is a predicted model, not a curated record. The transcript has 11 exons. Lineage: Eukaryota; Metazoa; Chordata; Mammalia; Primates; Tarsiidae.
CAGAGCGACUUUCAAGCAGCUGGCUGGAGGUCCGCCAUAUUGAAAAAUACGUAGAGCAAGGUAAAAGUGGGACCCGAGAGUUACUGUGGUCCUGGGCACAGAAAAACAAGACCAUCGGGGACCUUCUCCAGGUCCUUCAGGACAUGGGGCAUCACCGAGCCAUCCAUCUCAUCACAAACCAUGGGGCCGUCUUGAAUCCUUCAGAGCCAAGUCAGCAGGAAGACAGAUAUCCAAACAUGUUGCCCAAGGAAACAGCCAGUGUCAUAGUGGAUAAUGUUCUUAUUCCUGGACCUAAUGAAAAAGGAAUGUUGCCUAAAGCUUCUAUCAGCUUUCCAAACAUCAUGGAAGGAACCAGAAAUUUCCACAAAGACUUCCUAAUUGGAGAAGGGGAGAUUUUUGAGGUAUACAGGGUGGAGAUUCAAAACCGAACAUACGCCGUUAAAUUAUUCAAACAGGAGAAAAAAAUGCAAUGUAAGAAACAAUGGAAGAGCUUUUUAUCUGAGCUCGAAGUUUUUCUGCUGUUUCGUCAUCCGAACAUCCUGGAGUUGGCUGCGUAUUUCACGGAGACCGACAAGUUCUGUCUGGUUUAUCCGUACAUGAGGAACGGGACGCUUUCAGACAGAUUGCAGUGUGUGGGGGACACGGCCCCACUCUCCUGGCUCGUUCGCAUAGGCAUACUGGUAGGAGUAGCCAGAGCUGUCCACUACCUGCAUACCACUCAGCCAUGUGCCGUCAUCUGUGGCAGCGUGACAAGUGCAAACAUUCUUUUGGACGACCAGUUUCAACCCAGACUCACCGACUUUGCCAUGGCUCACUUGCGGCCCCACCUGGACCCUCAGAGCGCCACCAUCAGCACGACCAGCAGCAGCGGCAGACACCUGUGGUACAUGCCCGAAGAGUACGUGCGGCAGGGGAAGCUCUCCUCCAGAACAGACGUCUACAGCUUUGGCAUCGUCAUCAUGGAAGUCCUGACGGGAUGCCGAGUGGUGUUAGACAACCCCAAGCAUGUCCGGCUGCGUGACCUCCUGGUGGAGCUGAUGGAGAAGAGAGGCCUCGACUCGUGCCUCUCACUUCUGGAUAAGAAAGUGCCGCCCUGUCCUCGGAAUUUCUCCACCAGGCUGUUCUGUCUGGCAGGCCAGUGCGCUGCAACGCGGGCGAAGUUACGGCCAUCAAUAGAGGAAGUGCUGAGUACUCUCGAGCGCAGCCAAGCCAGCCUGUACUUUGCCGAAGACCCCCCCGCAUCCCUGAAGUCCUUCAGGUGUCCGUCCCCUCUGUUCCUGGACAGUGUCCCCAGCAUCCCAGUGGAGGACGACGAGCGCCAGGACCGUCACUCGCUGCCCGCCGGCGAAGGCUCAAGGAAAGACAGCAAGACGCCGAGGGUCCCUUUUGAGUGCAGCCAGUCAGAGGUGACAUUUCUGGGCUCGAACAGAAAGACGGGGGGCCAGGGAGACGCGGACGCUGGCGACACGCCUGGUUCUUCUGGCGAGGAAAGUUGGUCCCCAAAGUGUGUGGUUCUACCCCGGGACUCGCGGGCCUGUGUGCUGCGUGUGGCCCCUUCCCCAGAAGCCCCGGGCCAUGCCGGCGGGAGCCAGCCAGUGACCAACUGCUCCUCCGGGUUUCCCUGGAGUGAGUAAGAACCGUGCGAAAAGCAGUGAAUUCCACCGGCAGAUGAAGGAUCAGCGAGCACCGCCGGGAGCACCGGCCUCAGAGGACGUUGACUGCAUGAGUGACCUCGAUGGCACGGUGGGAAACGCAGACGGGGCUUCUGGAUGCCUCCGGGCCUCCCGCCCAGCCCCCAGUGCAGGGGCGUCCACGAGAUGCAACCAGGCCACACUGCUCGAGGCCGGGAAUUCGGGCUUCAGCCGAACAAAACCAUCACAACCUGCCAGAAGGGAAUGGACUGUGCUGUCUCCGUGUGAGGCCUUAAAGCCUCUGACUCCGGAGAACUUUCUGCUAGAUUCCGUGUCUGGCUUAGCUGGCUUGCAAGGGCUGUAGGCAGCGUCUGAUGUGUAAAUGUGGAUGGACAUUUUGUUAAGGAAUUGCCUUCUUAUCUCAACGGGCCCUUGGCGUUUCUGUUUGUUGCUGUCUGGCCCGCCUGUCUGAAAACCAGUCAGCUGCCCCUUGGCUGCAGCCUGUCUGUGCAGAGCGGAGUUUCCCUCCCGAGAUCUGCAUUUCUGUGUUUGAACUCGUGGGAUGGUUGAUCACAUGUACUACAAAUGAUGUCGUUGUUGGCUGUUAUUACCGGUUUAAAAAAAUAAACGUCCAGACUCUUUGUA